Rhodotorula graminis WP1 is the source of this 364-nucleotide messenger RNA. RefSeq lists its product as uncharacterized. The record is from RefSeq and is a predicted model, not a curated record. Gene Ontology annotation, biological process: copper ion transport. Gene Ontology annotation, molecular function: copper chaperone activity; metal ion binding. The transcript has 4 exons. Bases 55 to 276 code for a protein of 73 amino acids. Gene Ontology annotation, cellular component: cytosol. Lineage: Eukaryota; Fungi; Basidiomycota; Microbotryomycetes; Sporidiobolales; Sporidiobolaceae.
GUCCCGCUCACUCUCUCGCUCGAACCAGUCCAAGCACACGCACACCUGCACACCAUGGCCGACUCGACCUACAAGUUCAACGUCAAGAUGACCUGCGGCGGGUGCUCGGGCGCCAUCGAGCGCGUCCUCAAGAAGACCGAGGGCGUCUCGUCGUACGACGUCUCGCUCGACACGCAGCAGGUCAUCGUCAAGACGACCGUCCCGUACGACGACAUCCUCGCCAAGAUCAAGAAGACGGGCAAGGAGGUCAUCAGCGGCGAGGUCGUCGUCGCAUAGCGCGCGCUCGGAGGACGGCGGGAGCGAGCGAGGGGCCUACGCAGCGCUGGACGCUGUCGAGCAUCGCAACGACGUCUUGUCUCACGAG